Molecule: messenger RNA, 674 nt
Organism: Brassica napus (rape)
Lineage: Eukaryota; Viridiplantae; Streptophyta; Magnoliopsida; Brassicales; Brassicaceae
Product: 60S ribosomal protein L37-2
Exons: 5
Coding region: 1-471 (156 amino acids)
Biological process (GO): translation
Cellular component (GO): cytosolic large ribosomal subunit; ribosome
Molecular function (GO): RNA binding; structural constituent of ribosome
Source: RefSeq, a predicted model, not a curated record
AUGAAUAACUUACAGAUUCCAACUGAAAAAGAAGAAAAACUCGUAACGAGGCCCAUUGACGUAGGCCCAUUAUAUUACUUUGGAGUUUGGACCAAUAGAAUCAAUAAUCCCCCGGUGGCUUCAUAUAAAACUGAAGCCGAAUCCUCUAGGGUUUUUAUCGGCACGCAACUCGCUGCAACAAUUACAAAGGGAACAGGGAGUUUCGGAAAGAGGAGGAACAAGAGCCACACUCUCUGUGUGAGAUGUGGUCGCCGUAGCUUUCACAUUCAGAAGAGUCGCUGCUCCGCUUGCGCUUACCCUGCCGCUCGCAAGAGGACCUACAAUUGGAGUGUGAAGGCGAUCAGGAGGAAGACUACCGGUACUGGUAGGAUGAGAUAUCUCAAAAGUGUCCCCCGCAGGUUCAAGACUGGUUUCAGAGAAGGUACUGAAGCCAAGCCCAGGAACAAGGCGGCAGCAGCUUCAUCAGCCUAAACAAAAUCCAGAUCUAGAUAACUGCCGGGAAGAAGUAAAACUUAGCACUUUUGGAUCUGUUUCAGUAUGAGAUCGCUGGUCCUUGGAUAAAUCUGUUUACAUUAUUCAAUCAUGUUUUGUGUGUUUUGUUUCCAUUUGCUUAUAAAAGUUUUGAACCUGGUUGAAAUAUCAGCUUACAUUUUUUAACAAGCAUUUCUUUUAUU